AUGGCAGCUUGUGUUACAGCCUCAGUUGAAAGUUUGGCGACGGUGAUAAUGCUACACAUUUGCGCGCAACUAGAAAUCAUCGUGCAUCGCUUGAAGUCACUUCCUCUAUUACAGGAAAAAAAUGAUUCUGAAUCCAUAAAAUAUGAGCGUGAGUCCGAGCUCAUAAAAGAUUGCGUUAAUCAUCAUAUUCACACAUACAUGCUCGGAGAAAAAUUGAACGAGUCAUUUGGCCCCAUCAUUUUCGUACAAUCUAUUUCCUCAAUGAUAGCCUUGGGGGCGGUUAUCUAUCCAAUGUCCAAAUUGAGUACGAGUGUAUAUGAUCUAAGUACUUGGAGACUAAUAUUGACCUUCUUGUCUGCUCUAGGUCAAAUAUUUCUCUACUGUUUUUAUGGCGAUAAAAUAACGGAAAAGAGCAUGGCUAUUGCAGGAGAAGUUUACCAGAUAGAUUGGAUCGAAACAACACUUAAAACAAAAAAAAACCUUACUUCAAUUAUGGUACGUGCUGGAAAACCCAUAAAGUUGACUGGCUUAUCAAUUAUCAUUAUGACAAUUGGCACAUUUUUCAAAAUAAUUAAAACUGCUUAUUCUGCUUACAAUGUAUUGAAGAGAACUUAG
This is a messenger RNA of Belonocnema kinseyi, 615 nucleotides long. Its product is annotated as putative odorant receptor 92a. The record is from RefSeq and is a predicted model, not a curated record. NCBI's taxonomy places the organism in Eukaryota, Metazoa, Arthropoda, Insecta, Hymenoptera, Cynipidae. Gene Ontology annotation, molecular function: olfactory receptor activity; odorant binding. Bases 1 to 615 code for a protein of 204 amino acids. The transcript is spliced from 4 exons. Gene Ontology annotation, biological process: sensory perception of smell; detection of chemical stimulus involved in sensory perception of smell. Gene Ontology annotation, cellular component: plasma membrane.